Messenger RNA from Aspergillus fijiensis CBS 313.89, 934 nucleotides. RefSeq lists its product as uncharacterized. The coding region runs from base 222 to 824 and encodes 200 amino acids. The transcript is spliced from 2 exons. The record is from RefSeq and is a predicted model, not a curated record. Lineage: Eukaryota; Fungi; Ascomycota; Eurotiomycetes; Eurotiales; Aspergillaceae.
CUUUGGCGGGACCGCGGAGCCUUUGGAGUUCGGAGCUCGGCGAGCCGCCAAAAGUCGAGUCCGGCACGUCCACCGCACGUCAAAACUCACGUUCAGAGAAAGUGACACUCUCUCACAGCCAAUUGCACACCGAACCGACAGCAUUUGCCAGGCCCUAUCUAUCGUUGACUUGGUUCGCAAUCAGUUUGAAUCCAACGGGUCACUUUUAUCUACCAUUCAGCAUGGAUGUCCAGCAACCAUCAGACGCGCCCGAGUCCUUGUCCUACGCUACCAUGAAGGAGGAGCUCCUUAGUGUUGAUCCAUAUCAACGACUAGGAGUAAGUAUUGGAAGGCGCAUGAUGGCUACAGGUGCUACUGCCUUUGGCGUAGGCUUGUGUCUCGGAUUCUCCAAAGGCAACACCACGUCGGCCUAUCGUUUCCGCGCGGAGAACGCUCAUCGACAGCCUUUGACCUCAAUGGCGUGGUGGCAAUACCAUAAGACUCGGAGAUAUGUUGCUACCGUCGCAGGCAUGCGAGAGGGACUUAGAAUGGGAUCCAGAUUAGGCGGUAGUGCCAUGGUCUUCACCGUCUUUGAGGAUAUCGUGGACAGUGCCCGACACGGCCAACGGGAUUUUCUGUCGACGGUUGUAGCAGGCUUGUCAUUCUCAGGCAUCUACAGCCUCUUAGCCCGUCAUGAUGUCUUCACUGCAGCCCGUACCGCCAAACUUGGUCUGAAAUUAGGCCUGACAUACGGACUGCUUCAAGACGGCCUUGCAUACUUGAAGGGCAACCCGCCCGCCUAUGUCAGAUUUAUCAUGGGCAAACCUCAAUCGAAGGCCGAGUGAUGAUAUUGAAGAUCACACAGCCCUUUUUUCCGAUAUGAAAGCUCUACAUCAGAGCCACAGGCCCAGAUUCUUUGGAUACAUAUUCAAACCUACUGCCUUGCCCAGCACAG